UGUCUGACAUGAAUAACGCAAACCAGAGUCAAAGCAGAGGUACUAAUACAGGUCCUAAUAGGGAUAUAAAAAACAGGGUCCACCCUAUAAUAUAGUUCAACACUGGGUAAGGUUUAUCUGUACACACUGUUGACGACAAGUCUAAAGGAUGGCAGAAGAGCUGCAUUAUUCUUCCGUGGUUUUCAAGAAUCCCAUCGUUUCUUCGCCGAAAGAGAAAAAAGAGGAAGAAACAGCAUAUGCUGAAGUAAAGGCUAAGGGAAGUGCAGUCACUCAACAAAAUCCUGCCACAGCAGUGGACGAGAAGUCUGCUCUCCACUCUCAACCCUUUCGAGGACCGGCAGUGUGUUUGGGGCUUCUUUGUGCCCUCUUAGUUUCAGCCAUUAUAGGCCUCUGUGUCUACUUCAGCACUGCUCUCUCAGAGCACAACACAAAGUUGGUGGGGGAACUGGCGGCCAAUCAGGACCUAAUGAAUCUCAAUAGCAAUCUGAGUAGAGCCAAUCACAUUUUGCAGAGUGAUUACACCAAUGUCAGCACCACAAACCGACGUUUAGCGGCAGAGAAAGAACAUGUGUCAAGAGAGAGGGAUAGACUGAACUGGAAUCUUCAGUUCAUAUUUCAGUUUGAUGACUUUCCGGUCAAGAAAUAUUGUUCACAAAACGUUGGCUCAGGAGAGAGAGUGUGUAACUCUUGCCAAGAUAGCUGGAUUUUGUUCCAAUCUAGUUGUUACCUGAUUGUGCAAUAUGACCCUCCAUGGAAGACCUGGACAGAAAGCCAACAAUAUUGCAAACAAGAGAAUGCUGAUUUGCCCGUCAUUGGCAGCCGAGCAGAACAGGAAUUCAUUCAUAACCACACUAAAGAAUACUAUGAUAAGUACCAUGGGUAUUGGAUCGGUUUGACGGACAAAGCUGAAGAGGGCAAAUGGCUCUGGGUUAAUGGAGGUCAUCAGAAUCUGACUGAUGGGUUUUGGAACAGUCAAACUGGGGGUGAUUGUGUGUUAACUAUCCCAAGCAAUGCACCGUUGGCUAAUUGGAAUGCUGUACGGUGUGAUAUGCAGAACAGUUGGAUCUGUGAGAGUAGAGCAUUAAUAUGGUCAGAUUAAAUUGCAGGGACACUCUCUUAAGAGGUAUUCUCACAUACUGAGCUCCAAUAUAUUGUAUUAUAUUAUCUUAUAUUAUUAUAUUAUCUUCCUUUGAGAAUUCCAUUAAGUUGUAUUCUUCUCAUUGAAGGACCCCUGCAUCUGCUUUUUGGGGUCAAAUCAGAUUCACUCAAUUCAGGAAGUGAUUUUAAUAUAGAAUUCACAAAGGAAAACCUUAAUUGGCUGACGCAAACACAGGUCUGUUUUGUACGUUUUUGAAAUGUUAACAAUCAACGAUCUGUUUUAAUGUAGCUUUGGUGAAUUUAAAAAAUAAUGUUUUGUUUUGAGCUUUCAUAUAAAUCAGGGACAUUUUCUUUCAUAUCAAUUAUUUCAUUAUGACAAUGAAUAAGUGCUCUUAUAUUGUCUUAUUGUAUUAUGUUUCAUACAGCUAUUUCUAUGUUCACAAUCAAAAUCAACUGUAUGUAUAGUAGUGUUUUUGUAUAACAUUUGUUUUGGCCUUUCAUAGAUCGGAAAUCAUAUAAUAUUCAGUUUACAAAGUAAAGCUGGACUUGCCAUCCAAGAUUUUCUUCCUUCAAUUUUGAAACAUCUUAGCAUAUGAAGUACAAGUUUAUGAUGAUGCCUUCACCACCAUACUCCACCGUAGGGAUGGUGCCAGGUUUCCUCCAGACGUGACUCUUGGCAUUCAGGUCAAACAGUUCAAUCUUGGUUUCAUUAGACCAGAGAAUCUUGUUUCUCAUGGUCUGUG
Messenger RNA from Oncorhynchus gorbuscha (pink salmon), 1841 nucleotides. Its product is annotated as C-type lectin domain family 9 member A-like. The coding region runs from base 149 to 1099 and encodes 316 amino acids. The record is from RefSeq and is a predicted model, not a curated record. The transcript has 7 exons. Lineage: Eukaryota; Metazoa; Chordata; Actinopteri; Salmoniformes; Salmonidae.